AUGUCAAUAUUUCCAACAUCAAAAUAUGCUGCUUAUGUCAAUAUUUCCAACAUCAACAUAUGCUGCCCAUAUCAGGAUCUCCAACAUCAACAUAUGCUGCCCAUAUCAGGAUCUCCAACAUCAACAUAUGCUGCCCAUAUCAGGAUCUCUAGCAUCAACAUAUGCUGCCCAUAUCAGGAUGUCCAACAUCAACAUAUGCUGGUCAUGUCAGGAUCUCUAACAUCAACAUAUGCUGCCCAUAUCAGGAUCUCUAACAUCAACAUAUGCUGCCCAUAUCAGGAUGUCCAACAUCAACAUAUGAUGCCCAUAUCAAGAUCUCCAACAUCAACAUAUGCUGCCUAUAUCAGGAUGUCCAACAUCAACAUAUGCUGUCCAUAUCAGGAUCUCCAACAUCAACAUAUGCUGCCUAUAUCAGGAUCUCAAACAUCAACAUAUGCUGUCCAUAUCAGGAUCUCCAACAUCAACAUAUGCUGCCUAUAUCAGGAUCUCAAACAUCAACAUAUGCUGUCCAUAUCAGGAUCUCCAACAUCAACAUAUGCUGCCCAUAUCAGGAUCUCAAACAUCAACAUAUGCUGUUCAUAUCAGGAUCUUCAACAUCAACAUAUGCUGCCCAUAUCAGGAUCUCCAACAUCAACAUAUGCUGCUCAUAUCAGGAUCUUCAACAUCAACAUAUUCUGCUCAUAUCAGGAUGUCCAACAUCAAAAUAUGAUGCCCAUAUCAGGAUGUCCAACAUCAAAAUAUGCUGCCCAUGUGAUGAUCACCGACAUCAACAUAUGCUGCCCAUAUCAGGAUCUCCAACAUCAACAUAUGCUGCCCAUAUCAGGAUCUCUAACAUCAACAUAUGCUGCCCAUAUCAGGAUCUCAAACAUCAACAUAUGCUGGUCAUGUCAGGAUCUCCAACAUCAACAUAUGCUGCCCAUAUCAGGAUCUCUAACAUCAACAUAUGCUGUCCAUAUCAGGAUCUCCAACAUCAACAUAUGCUGCCCAUGUGAUGAUCUCUAA
Molecule: messenger RNA, 1002 nt
Organism: Physella acuta
Lineage: Eukaryota; Metazoa; Mollusca; Gastropoda; Physidae
Source: RefSeq, a predicted model, not a curated record